Messenger RNA from Durio zibethinus, 2752 nucleotides. RefSeq lists its product as uncharacterized. The record is from RefSeq and is a predicted model, not a curated record. Lineage: Eukaryota; Viridiplantae; Streptophyta; Magnoliopsida; Malvales; Malvaceae. Gene Ontology annotation, molecular function: protein binding.
UAAUUAUUAACUUCAAUUGAUAAAAUUGGGGUUAAACAAAUUGAUCAAAAUUUGAGAUUCAAAUUAGUUUCGACAACUCUAAUUGUGCGCUAUUUGUAAAAGAUCGUAGAAUAAUUUUAGGGUUGAGUGGGCAUUUUUCAUCCUUGCAAAAUGGCUUAGGGCUUUGAAAAUUGACAAAGGCUUUGCGACUAGAUCUAGGAUCUCCACAAGCUUAAACAACCCCAACUUGAAGACUAUUGUUUGAGUUCGAAAGAAGACCAAGUCUGCAAUCUGCAUCGAGGAACAAUUGGCUUGGAGAAUAAGAGAGAGAGAAAAGGCUUCUGAUGGGGAGGUGGAGAAGUGCUUUUGUAUCCACAUCUCAUCUUCAACAAACGGGUAACUCUAAAUCCGCCAUAUCUGUCCUUUCCCUGUUGUUCACUUAUCGCCCGAUCCUUCAUCUUAAAAGGGAUUGCUUUUGUUUCCAAAUACCACGUUUCUAUGCUACUGUUAGUUCCCCAAACACUGAAAAUUCUGUGAUUGCGAGGAGCAAAGGCAAGCAUCGGUUUCAGUUUGAUAAAAUUGAUGAAGCCUUGACUUUGUUUAAUCAGAUGAUUCAUAGUCAUCCCCGCUGUUCUAUUAUUGAAUUUACUCAAUUAUUAGCUGCCAUUGUUAGAAUGAAGCAUUAUGUAACUGCAGUUUUCCUUAUUAGAAAAAUGGAGUUGCUGGGUAUCCAACAUAAUGUUUAUACUCUCACCAUAUUAGUUAAUUGCUUCUGCCGCUUGCAUCGUGUGGAUAUCGGUUUCUCUCUUUUGGCAAAAAUGUUUAAACUUGGUCUCCGGCCUAAUGUCAUAACAUUCUCCACUUUGAUUAAUGGAUUUUGCAUUGAAAGGAAAGUAUCUCGUGCAGUGAUGUUGUUCAAUGACAUGAUUCGGGAAGGGUUUCAGCCUAAUUUAAUUAGCUAUAGUACGAUUGUUAAUGGCCUUUGUAAAAUAGGUGAUACUCAUGGGGCUAUUAGAUUGCUAAGGCUGAUGGAAAAAAGAGGUUGGGCACCUAACGUUUUAACAUACAGCACCAUCAUUGAUAGCCUUUGUAAGGAUGAGAAUGUAACUGAGGCUUUGAAACUCUUAUCAGAAAUGAGAUUUAAAGGUAUCCUGCCAAAUGUUGUCACUUAUAGUUCCUUAAUUCAUGCUAUGUGUAAUUCGGGGAAGUGGAAAGAGGGUAUGAGUUUAUUCAAGGAAAUGGUGGCUAAUAAUGUCUUGCCAAAUGUUGUCACCUGUAAUAUAUUGGUUGAUGCACUUUGUAAAGAAGGCUUGAUUUCAGAGGUUCAUGAUGUGGUUGGGAAAAUGUUUCAGGCAGUUGUUAGAUCUGGUAUUGUCACAAACAAUACAAUGAUGGAUGGAGAUUGUUCGCAGAGUGAAAUAUACGAGGCAAAAAAGGUGUUUGACUUGCUGGUUGACAUGGGUUGUGCCCCAGAUCUAGUUAGUUACAAUACUUUAAUCAAUGGAUAUUGCAAAGCUAAGAGGAUGGAUGAGGCAAUGAAACUUUUUCAUGAAAUCUCUGAUAGGGGAUUUAUUCCCGAUGUUGUUACUUAUACCAUUCUUAUAAAGGGCAUGUGCGAAGUUGGGAGACUUUCGAUUGCGCUAGAACUUUUCAAGGAGAUGUCUAAGCAUGGACAAAUUCCUAAUCAAAUGACGUAUUCAGCUUUGCUGGAUGGCUUAUGCAAACAUGGUCAUAUUUAUGAGGCAUUGGAAUUCUUUCAAGCAAUGCUUAAUGGUGGGUUGGAACCUAGCAUUUUCCAUUAUGGCAUUCUACUUGAUGGCUUGUGUCAAGUUAGGGAGUUUAAACUUGCAAGGGAAUUGUAUAGUGAAAUAUUUGUCAAAGCAUUGCACCCAAACAUUAACGUAUAUACUAAUAUGAUCAAAACACUUUUUGAAGAAGGACUAGUAAAUGAAGCACUGGAGCUGUUUAGGAAAAUGGAAAAAGGUGGUUGCCUGCCAAAUAGCUGCUCCUAUAACACAAUGGUCCAGGGGUUUCUUCGAAAAAGUGAAAUGUCUAGUGCAAUACAAAUUCUUCAUGAAAUGGCUAACAGGGGAUUUUCUGUGGAUGCCCCCACGGCAGUCAUGCUAGUUGAUAUAUUAUCUAGUGAGGAAACAAAUCAAAGUUCUUGUAAAGUAGUCCAUACAAACUAUGAAGAUCAUCAAAUUGUAAAUGUCAAGUGAUUUCUUCCUAUUCAAUAUCAGGGGAGUAAAUUCUAUCAUAUCUCCCACAGCGUGUCAGUUUCUAUUGACAUUGAGAACGAAAAAACUAUUUCACACCUGGUUUUCUCAUCAUACAUGUCUAUUUUUGUGUCUAAUUUUUGCAGUACAGAUAGGUGGAAAAGCACCAAAGCCGGAGGCUCAGCUGUAGCUUGCCAUUUCUUCUUAUUUUGGAUGAGAUUAUGAUGAUGAGUAUUUUCAUUAGAUUGUCCUUUGAUCCUUAAAAGAUAAUUACUAUGGCCUCUAGAGUAGUCUUGUACACCAGAAGUAAAAGCAGAUACUUUGUACAUGUAACCUGAGUUAUGCAUAUAUGAUGAUUUUAAAUAUCUGUGGACUUCAAUUUUAAUGUUGUACAAUUUAGUCUCAAAUCCACUCUUUCUUGGGGAUUUCUUUUUUGGAAUUUCAUUGAAAUAAUCAUGUUUUAUAUUUAAUGGUUCUCUAUGUCAAUGCAAGUAUAAAGCUGGUUCAUUCUGUCGGGUUCAAGUGAUUUGAAUUAUUUGGAAGUGAUUAGCAUCAAU